AUGGCGUCUUCUUCUUCGUCUUUCUUUCCUUCUUCGUCUUCUUCAUCAAAGACGAAGAAACCCACUAAUCUUUCUCAAUUCCGAGCAACCCUUUUCCAGAAAGCUUCUUCUCUGAAGGCCAAGAGCUUAGCUAGUCGACAAGAGACUGUCUUCAAGAAAGCAGAGGAGCUUUCGAUUCUCUGUGGAGUCGAAGUCUGCGUGAUCUACUACGGAUCAGACGGGGAGCUUAAAACAUGGCCUAGGGAAAGAGAGAAGGUCGAAGACAUUGCUUUAAGGUACAUUCAGUUAAGCGAUGAGAAGCGAGAGGUUAAACGAUAUGAUCUUGAGAAGUUUCUUAAGAAGAUCAACAAAGAUGAUUCCAAGAAGAAGAACAAGAACAAGAACAAGAAAGUGAAACUUGGAUCAAAUCACAAGUAUCCGGAUUGGGAUCCGAGGUUUGAUAAUUAUUCAGUAGAGCAACUCACGGAGCUGAUUCAAUCCUUGGAACGCAAGCAACCGGAAAUACAGAAUAGACUUCGAGCAGUUGUUGAGUCUCAGAGGAAUGUUCAUUACAUGAACAUGCCUAAUCAAGAACCGAUGCAGAUGAAUCAUCUUCAACAGCAACUACUCCCUAACCAAGCUCAAUCUCUAGCUCCCAUUCCAAAUUCACUGACGGUGUAUCAGCAUCCGAAUAUGGAUAUGUACUCGAGGUUGCUUGGUGGACAAGAAACUGGAAUGAAUGAGUUUCUUGGCACGAACUUGUUACCCUACAACAGCUUCAACAGCUUCAACAGCAACUGUGCUACUAUGUUUUCAAACCAGUUUAAUCAGAACUGUUCCAAGGUUGAGGAUUACUCUGUGUUUCCUCAAGGAAGUGGGUUCAACAACGUGAACGUGGAAGAUUAUUCCGGGUUACGUUGGGCGCAAGGAACUAACGGGUUGCAGAAUAUGGACAUGUACGGCUACAACAAUAGCAACAAUGGUUUCUCGCAUCAGUAUGAGAUUUAAUCUCUCGCAUUAUAUAACUUAGG
Eruca vesicaria subsp. sativa (arugula) is the source of this 1010-nucleotide messenger RNA. The record is from the annotation of a GenBank genome assembly. NCBI's taxonomy places the organism in Eukaryota, Viridiplantae, Streptophyta, Magnoliopsida, Brassicales, Brassicaceae.